This is a messenger RNA of Coprinopsis cinerea okayama7#130, 3387 nucleotides long. RefSeq lists its product as hypothetical. NCBI's taxonomy places the organism in Eukaryota, Fungi, Basidiomycota, Agaricomycetes, Agaricales, Psathyrellaceae. Bases 1 to 3387 code for a protein of 1128 amino acids. The transcript is spliced from 13 exons. The record is from RefSeq and is a predicted model, not a curated record.
AUGGACUUCACAACUAUUCCAUUAUUUCGCAUUCUCACUCCGUUCCGGACGAUAGCGCCCUUGAGCGGCAAACCGUUGGAUUUUCAUCUAGGUCCAAACUCCCCUUGGCAGCAACUGGCGGCUAGCCUGGAAGACUUGGAUAUAAAUAUCGCGCGGAGAACAGCUACACCCUGGGGGCCUUACACCCCUGCCGAUAUACUAGGCUUCCCAGACUCACCCAGCGACUGCGGCCUCGACAGUAUCAACGCGCACCGAACCGGCAAAGAGCACAAACUUACCAGCAAGGUGAUCGAUCCUCUCGCCUCGUACACGACGGCGUGGAAAUUAUUCGACAUUGCAGUUGCUGAGGAAGCGGAGAUUUUCGAAACCGGGGCAUUACAACACCGCAAAUGCGACGGACCAUGGAUGGGAUCCAUCGCGUGUCUCACCGAGCUCGAGGAUAUCCAUGCUCUCAUCCAGUCCGUGCUCUGCCGACACGAAGCUCUCGACGCCAUAGCAGUUACCCCAGCCCGCCCCUUCAGCAACAGGCCCGAGGAAGUCACCGCAAUGCUUGCCGAUGCUGCAGUGCUCGCAAACUCGGCACGAGUUGGGUUGAGGGUGGUGGAAAACAUUGCGCUACUGUCAUUUGGCAUUAGUCUUAUGCUCCAAGGCUACACCGACCUUCCUACAGAGAUGCGAGACCUACAUUUUCUCCAGGCCUCCGGAAUCGCGGCUCCCUCCAAGAAAAACGUUCGAAGGGUGAUGAAGCAGAUAAAGCGCGUCAGAAACGGACUCAUGUGCUACACCCUUCUGUCGUCGCUAGUUGUUUUAACCCAGAACAUGUUCGACGCCGACCUUUGUCCCGAAGAGAUUUUGCACGGCAUGCGCCACUUCGGAACAGCCCAUCCGUUACAGCUAAGGCAAUUGGAAAAGGCUAUCAACAAGAGCAUCCUAGCCUGUUCAAUCGGCGCAAUAACACCCUGGCAAAGUUGUGAACUCAUUCUCUCAUACCUCAAGGAACCCCAUAUCCAAAAAAUCGAGGAUUGCCCCACCGCGCGGUUUUACUACUCUCGAGGGUUGCCGUCUGCUUAUGACCCAGACGUUCCUCUAACGUUUGCUUAUAUCGCGUCGCCGAUUCCGCCGUCAAUUUCCCUCCCGAGUUCGACGUUCGACUACAUCUCAAUCGACAGUCAGCCUGUUGUGCCAAUCGACCCGCCAUCGCCCGAAGACCACUCCGCCGAUCCCCUUAUUCCGCCUCGCGACACCUCUCAGAUUCAAAGCGCUUCUCAGGCGCCACCCGCCCACCAAACGACACCCCAGACGGCUCGAAGUGCUACACCCAAUACCAAUGUCACGGCCGCAGGGGAAGGGGUAGGACAGGCGGAUGACGUUCAGAGUGGACCCGAGGACGAUUGCGUUUCCGAGCAGGGUCAGGAGGAUCAGGCACAGGCGGAUGACGUUCAGAGUGGACCCGAGGACGAUUGCGUUUCCGAGCAGGGUCAGGAGGAUCAGGCUGAGGAUGACAGGUCGAACGAGGUGGUCCCGACGGCCGACGGUGAAGGGGAGAAUGGAACAGGGAGAACAAAACCUCGCCUGAAAGACCCGAGCCUCGCGGGAAAAAAAGGUUCAGACAAGCAGUAUCCUUCACGUCCCAGGCAACAGCCGGGCCCAACUCGGCCCAGGCAGCAGGCAGUUGAGGUCAUUGACCUGUGCAUGGACUACGAGGAUCUCCAUUCGAAACCACCACGGGAUCGAAAGCUUCUGGCUAAGAGGAUCGUGUCCUCUGUCAAGCUAGGAGGGGAGGAUACAGGCGACAGGUACGCGCAGACUAAGCCUAGGCUAGACGUAAACACGGUCACAAAGUACUAUUCUCCGGGUAAAGGGCUGAAGAUCAAGACGUGGAACGGAUGCGGAGUCCAGGAAGAAUACACUCCCUUCUUUCAUCACAAGUCAGAUCACGACGCAUGGGCUAGCAUUUUCAGCACCUCAGGGGCGAAGGACUCGGCCUCGCCGCCCCCCCACGUAGCGUCGCCCAAGGCAUCGCAAUUCUAUUGUUGUACCGAGCCAGAGUUCCGUAGCCUCUCUGCUGCGAGGGUGCAACAGAUCCUUGAAACCCAGUGCAUCGUAGUCACGGACCAGUCAAUCCCCGUUGUAGACGGUGACUUCCAAGUUCGCGUUUGCACAGGUUCGGCCAGACAAAUCUUCGAGGCGUCUUUGGCGUCGGGACGCAAACGCAAGGCGUGCAACGGACUCUCGUUUCCACUCCGUCAUGCUGCCGUCCUUCCUUCUCCUUAUUCGAGCGACGUCCGUGCCUUUUUGCGGACCAGAUCCGAGGAAGGGUGUAUCGACGAGCUGCCUGUGAAGGACAUACGAUUCGGUUUGGCGGCGACAGAAGGGGCACAUCACUAUUGGCAUAUCGAUAAUCGUGGGGAGUGUACGUACGUCUCAGUGCUGGCGGGUCAGAAACUUUGGGCAGUUGCUAGGCCAUUGGAUGGGAACUGGUGGGCCUCACUUGAUGCCUUCACAGGGGAGGACUUCAGGGUGACAGAGUUGGAUUGCUCGAAAUGGGAGACUGAAAUGGUCCGGUUAGACCCAGGGGACACAGUAAUCAUGCCUCCUGUCACUCUCCAUGCAGUGUUCACGAGCGCUCAUUCGGCGUGUCAUGGCGGCCAUUUCCUGGCGAGGUCUUGUCUGAAAAGGACAGUGACUGGAAUGGUUCACACUUUCUUCGAAGGCAGUGUGAUAACAAACAUUGAUCACCCGUCUUUCCAGUCUCGAGUAAACUCGUACGCGUGUUUCCUUUACAAGACACUAGGCAUCGGAGACACGCAGGACAACGAUAUUCCCCACCUCCCAGACAUUGAUACUCCUCAGGGCCUUUACGACCUCACCUUGGUAGCCUGCGCAAUGGAAAUCCAAGAGAUCAUAUGCCCGCUAAGCUAUCAACCGGCCUCGAGGGAAGACUGGGGCGACUAUGUUAAACCCUCUCGCCUUGGCGACCUCCUCUACAAGAGCAACAUUUCUGCAACGUCCCACACCUCCCGGGUCCAGACGGUUUGGGCUCGUGGCCGCAUUCACGAAGCGUUGAAAAGUGUUUACGGCGGGGUUGUCAUGACUAGCCCAGAGGGCGAGGAGAUUGACGGAUGGCACCUCUUGUUUUUCCCAAUGCUCGGGUGGCUUCUGAAGGCCCUCAAGUGUUAUUAUAAUCGCUCAAGGCCCCGGUUAGACAUCGACGAGUCACUUUUUUCCAGGCAGCUCGAGUGGGUGACAAAGGCUUUCCCGUCAGCCGCAGAAGAAACGGAUGCCCUGAGCGAAAGAGAGGUCAAAUCUGUGCUCCCGCCCUUACCAGCUUUCACCGUGGCCAGAAAAGAGAAAGGAAAAACACCACCAGCGACAGCAUCUUCAUGA